AUGGACAAGAAUGGUGCUCCAAUGGCGGACUAUGAUAAGAUUACGGAGGCGAUAGAGAAUGUCGAGAAACUCAUACAGGUCUUCUGCAAGAAAAAGUAUCAGCUGAAGGCAAUGCUGAACUUAAACACUCCUAUUAUGAAACGUCUUACUCGGGAGAUGCUGGCCAGGAUCUUCAUUCUCAUCAAUGAGUCUGUGGACACGAUGCCAAAGAUGACCAUGCCAACUCCCUUUCUCCUCGCCCAGGUCUGUACAGCCUGGAGGAAGUUGGUACAAUCGACACCACGCUUAUGGAGCACUAUCUCCAUCUCGUUUUCGACAGAAUUACAAGAAGGCCAGCGGCGCAUGCUCAAGGAGUGGCUCACCAGGUCAGCCAAUUACCCAUUGGAUGUCAGAAUAUACCGCCCAAUGCCCAAAUCUACUACUUCCGACCCGGAAAGUGGAGAGCCUCCACAAGAAACCAUUCUCUUACUACUCGCAUCAUCGGCGCAGUGGCAAUCGUUCACAGUACUCGAUGGUGGACCCUUCCAAGGACUUCGUGACGAAUUAGCAUCCGAAUUCCAUCACUUCCCCAAUCUUCAAAGCGUCGCCAUUCAUGGCCAUGCCAACGGAUGUCUGCUUUGGAACUUCCACUCCCCACCCCGAUUGAAAACAGUUCGUUUUGAUCGACUGGGUCGGGCGUCUAAUCUUUGCGUCGAUUGGAAGAUUGUCCAUCACCUCGAUGCUACUGUCGGCAUCACAGACUGCAUGUUCGUCCUCCCUCAAGCUCUGUCCCUCAAGACACUGAAGUUCGACAUGAGGCAUGAAGAACCCGAAGAUACUCAUUUACAAGAGCACACUCUCUUAUGCAACCCAGAAGCCCAACCCAUAGAUCUCGCUUUCCUCACCGAUCUCUCCGUCCGCUCCGAGUGCAAAGGGCAAAACUUCGACACCCUUUUUGGCAAAGUGUUGUUACCUGCCUUGAAGAAUCUUUCGGUGGAAGUCUCCCUAUUCUCGCAACGUGUACAGUGGUGGAGUUCCUUCCUUGAUUCCAUCGAUCGAUCCGAGUGCACGCUAACUCACCUCAGCAUCACUACAGCGGGAAACCCCUCCGAAGAUGAAAUUCUCGAUUUCCUUCGCUUCCUCCCUUCUCUCGAGCACCUAACUCUCUGUACAACGCUAACUGGUCGCUCCAGGACCCCAUUGACUGAUGCCACAGUGGAUUUCCUAACAGUUCCGCAACAGGAACCCUAUGAACGCCCCAUUUCCCAAUACCUCCCUUCCUUGAAAUCCUUUUCCUACAACGGAAAUGUUGAAGUCGAUCCUGAAACUAUCCUUUCCAUGAUCCAGUCUCGGACUGGGUCUCAACGCCCGGAAGGCGAACAUACCACCUUGGUUCAAAAACUGGAAUCCUUCAAGCUUAUUUAUCAUAACAAAUCAUGGGCUCAGGAACAAAACCCGAAUAGGAUGCAACAUUUUUAUUUUGCCCUGGCGAAGAUGGUUUUUGCUGGGAUUGUAGUGGACCUUGUUUGGGAUCCUGAAGUGAAAUCAUAG
This is a messenger RNA of Cyclocybe aegerita, 1530 nucleotides long. The record is from the annotation of a GenBank genome assembly. NCBI's taxonomy places the organism in Eukaryota, Fungi, Basidiomycota, Agaricomycetes, Agaricales, Hemipholiotaceae.